Molecule: messenger RNA, 2271 nt
Organism: Cutaneotrichosporon cavernicola
Lineage: Eukaryota; Fungi; Basidiomycota; Tremellomycetes; Trichosporonales; Trichosporonaceae
Gene: SPT14
Exons: 8
Coding region: 1-2271 (756 amino acids)
Biological process (GO): GPI anchor biosynthetic process
Cellular component (GO): glycosylphosphatidylinositol-N-acetylglucosaminyltransferase (GPI-GnT) complex; membrane
Molecular function (GO): 1-acylglycerol-3-phosphate O-acyltransferase activity; phosphatidylinositol N-acetylglucosaminyltransferase activity
Source: RefSeq, a predicted model, not a curated record
AUGGGCGCAAUCCUGUACAAGCUCAGCAUGGGCGUGUACGGCACCGUGCUGGCUCUCGUUGGCUUCAUCGCGACGUUCGAGGCGCUUAUCCUCGCCAUCAUCGGCCAACGUUUCAACGUUGACUUUUACGUCGCGCGCACAUUCUACUACAUGUGUGCCCCCAUCAUCGGGUGGUACAUCGAGAUGGAGGGUGAGGAGCACCUGCUCAACCUCCAGGCCACCGGGCCGGCUGUCAUCCUCGGCAACCACCAGAGCAUGGUGGACAUCCUGUACCUCGGCCGCAUGUUCCCCAAGCAGGCAGCGAUCAUGGCGAAGAAGUCGCUCAAAUGGGUCCCCGGUCUUGGGACAUUCAUGAUGCUGUCAGGCUCCGUCUUCCUCGACCGCAAGAACAACAAGAGCGCCGUGGCGAUGAUGAACGCUGCUGGCGACGAGAUGAAGAGAAAGAAGAUCUCGGUCUUCGUCUUUCCGGAAGGCACACGUCACCUUAGCGACGAGCCAUUCCUGCUUCCUUUCAAGAAGGGCGCGUUCCACAUGGCGAUCCGGGCUGGCGUGCCCAUUGUGCCGGUCGUGUGCGAGAACUACUCGAAGCUCCUCAAGCCUGGCAAAUACUUCAGGAGGGGCACCCUCAAACUGCGUGUCCUCCCUCCAGUGUCGACGGAGGGCGUCACGUCCGAGAACAUCAACGAGCUCAUUGAGAAGGUGCAGACGCAGAUGCUCUCAGCGCUCAAGGACAUCUCCGUGCCAGCACCCGCGUCGCCAGUGUCGUCUACUGCGACGAUCGUCGACCGCGCCAGUAAGGGCAAGAGUGUCACCCAGACCAACGCUGUUGAGGACAGCGACGCGAGCGACGAGACCGAGGUCGAAGAGAACGUCAGCGAGUCAGACGGCGAGGUGCCUGCGAGCAAACCUGGCAAGAUCGCACUAGCCAUGGUGUCGGACUUUUUCCAUCCCGAUGUCGGCGGCGUUGAGGGGCACAUCUACAGCCUGAGCGUGGAGAUGGCGCGGAGGGGACAUAAGGUCAUCGUGAUAACGCACCACCACGGCCGCCGCGUCGGUAUCCGCUACCUUGCCCCUGGCAUCAAAGUGUAUCACGUUCCCUUCGUCCCUCUUGCUUCAUCAGCCUCGCUCCCAAACUAUCUCCUCUUCCUCCCCUACUUCCGCUCCAUCAUCCUCCGCGAACGCAUCCAAUUAGUCCACGGCCACGGCACGCUCUCAAGCCUUGCCCACGAGGCGAUGCACCACGGGCCCCUCUUCGGCGUCCGUACAGUAUUCACAGACCACUCGCUCUUCGGCUUCGCGGACACGGUAGGCGUGCUGACUAACAAACUCUUAGCCUCAGCCCUACGCACAGCCGACGCGGUGAUCUGUGUCUCGAACACCGGUCGCGAGAACACGGUUCUACGCGCCGAGCUCCCCCCAGAGAGAGUGAACGUAAUUCCCAACGCCCUCGUGCCGAGUCAAUUCGAACCCGCCCACCCUCCUCGCGAGCCAGAGAGCUACAUCACAAUUGUGGUGAUCUCCCGCCUGGUCUAUCGAAAAGGUAUCGACCUCCUCGUAGCGUCAGCACCCGCCAUCUGCGACCUCUUCCCCCGCGUCCGAUUUCUGGUCGGCGGCGACGGACCCAAGAUGGUCGACCUACUCCAAAUGCGCGAAAAGUACGAGCUGCAAGACCGGAUCGAGCUCGUCGGCUCGGUCCGUCCAUCGGAUGUUCACGGCCUCCUAACCCGCGGCCAGAUCUAUCUUAACACAUCUCUAACUGAAGCUUUUGGGAUUUCAAUUAUCGAAGCGGCUUGCUCUGGGUUGUUUGUGGUCGCUACACGAGUUGGAGGCGUUCCAGAGAUCUUGCCGGCCGAUAUGAUCGAGUUUGCGCGGGCAGACGAGGACGACGUCAUUCGCGCUCUUUCACACGCAAUCCAGACCGUCCAGAGUGGACAGCAUGAUCCGAUAACAGCGCACGAGCGCGUCAAGACCAUGUACUCGUGGGCUGCGGUUGCUGAGCGUACCGAACAGGUUUACGAGAGGGUAUUUAAGACUCCACAGAAGAGCUCGUUCGAGCGCCUGGCGGCACACUUUGCUGGAGGCCCGGUUUUCGGGCCCAUCUUAUGUGCUAUCCUCGCGGUGCAGUGGUGGUUCUUAUGGUUCUUGGAGAUCGUGCUCCCUCGAGAGGGGAUCGACGAUGUCAUGGCUGACUGGGAUGCCGCGAGGUUUGCCGACGCGGUUGAGCGCGAAAAGAAGGCUGCCAAGAUGGUCGAGGCGGACGCGGCAGAAUGA